AUGAGCUUCGACCCUUGGGCCAAAUCGUCGUCGGAUAAAUUCCGAGACCUGGUGAACCGGCGAGACACCAAAAUCAAAGUCAGUUAUAUUAACUGGGCCGAUCAAUAUAUAUGCGUGUUUCUGGCAGACGUCACCAACCCAAACAAGGUCGCCUAUAUCAACGAGGUUUUGGUAAAAAAUGGAGACGCCGUAUGGGAGGAGGAGGCUAAGGCGCCGCCUCCAAUGUUACCAAAUUUACAGUGCAAAGUUCAAAAAUUGCAUUUGUUUCCGACAUUUCUUGAAUUGGAAUAUGGCCUUGCCCCCAAUGCCGCGGAAAUCUACUCUUUGGAAGACUUACUUGUACCCAUUCAGUUUUGUAUACCGCUGUAUUUUGAGUCUGCUCCAGAGGUAGACGAAGCCGCCUUUAAACAUGUGGAAACUUGCUUCAUCGAUACGGUGAAAUACCACAGAAAAUAA
This is a messenger RNA of Sitophilus oryzae (rice weevil), 456 nucleotides long. RefSeq lists its product as uncharacterized. Lineage: Eukaryota; Metazoa; Arthropoda; Insecta; Coleoptera; Curculionidae. The transcript is spliced from 4 exons. The record is from RefSeq and is a predicted model, not a curated record. Bases 1 to 456 code for a protein of 151 amino acids.